AUGGGCUUCGACCCGUCGCGCUUCGCGGUGCCGGUGGCGGCGGAGCUGCAGUGCAAGCUGUGCGGGCGGGUGCUGGAGGAGCCGCUGUCCACGCCGUGCGGGCACGUCUUUUGCGCCGGCUGCCUGCUGCCCUGGGCGGCGCGGCGGCGGCGGUGCCCCCUGCGCUGCCAGCCGCUGGCGGCCGCCGAACUGCGGCCAGUUCUGCCCCUCCGCAGCCUCGUCCAGAAGCUGGAGGUCAAGUGCGACUACAGUCCGCGGGGCUGCGGGCGCACCGUGCGGCUGCGAGAGCUGCCCGCCCACCUCGCGGCGUGCCGCUACGGGCCGCCGCCGCCCGGCCCCGCCGCGCCGCAGCUCCCCCGCCCCGGCCGCUCGGGGGGCGGCUCCGCGGGGCAGCCGCGGCGGCCCAAGCCCGGGCCGGGGGCGGGCGGCGGCCCGGAGCCGGGUCUCGAGGCGAAGAGGGAGGCCCUGCGCUGGGGCAAGAGGGAGAAGUCCCUGCUGGCGCAGCUCUCGGCGCUUCAGAGCGAGGUGCAGCUGACGGCGCGGCGGUACCAGGCGAAGUUCGGACAGUACAUGAGCCACAUCAGCAGCAUCACCCGGGACCUGGCGGGCGGCCAUCGAGAAGGAGGACAACCCAAACCAUUAACAAUCAUGCUACACCGAGAAAAUGAUACUUUGGGUUUCAAUAUUGUAGGAGGACGACCCAAUCAGAACAAUCAGGAAGAACCUGCUGAGGGAAUUUACGUGUCAAAGAUUUUGAAAAAUGGACCUGCAGACAAAGCAGAAGGCCUGCAAAUUCAUGACAAGAUUAUCGAGGUCAAUGGGAAAGACCUCUCUAAGGCCACUCAUGAAGAGGCCGUGGAAGCUUUUCGCAAUGCCAAGGAGCCAAUUGUAGUUCAGGUUUUACGACGAGCCCCAAUUAGCAAAGCUCAUGAUAGCUCUCAGGAUGUUCGGCUUGUGGAUGCCAGCACUCAGACUGACAUCACUUUCGAGCAUAUUAUGACUCUGGCCAAACUAAGGCCCUGCACACCACCAGUUCCUGAUAUCUGCCCUUUUCUACUUUCAGACAGCUGCCAUUCUCUUCACCCAGUGGAGCAUGAAUUUUAUGAAGGUAAUGAGUAUCUUUCCAGCCUGCCUGUUGAUGCAGAUAGAGCAGAGGACUUUGAGUAUGAGGAGGUGGAGCUAUGCCGCAUUAGCAGCCAGGAGAAGCUGGGGCUGACUGUGUGCUACAGAACCGAUGAUGAGGAGGACACAGGGAUCUAUGUCAGCGAGGUUGAUCCAAACAGCAUUGCUGCCAGAGACGGCCGGAUCCGUGAAGGAGACCGCAUUUUGCAAAUAAAUGGCCAAGAUGUCCAGAAUCGGGAAGAGGCAGUGGCGUUGCUCUCCAGCGAAGAAUGCAAGAAAAUUGUGUUGCUGGUCGCGAGACCGGAGGUUCAGCUGGAGGAAGGGUGGCUGGAUGAUGAAAGGAAUGAAUUCUUGGAGGAGUUAAACUUGGAAAUGUUGGAAGAGCAGCAUAACGAAGUGAUGCAGUACACAGCAAAUGAGGUGGAGCAGCCAAAGAAACUUGAAGAGGAGGAUGGCACUACAGACACUGCAACCUCAUCGUCCAACAAUCAUGAGAAGGACAGUGGAGUGGGACCUACAGAUGAAAGUCUACGUAAUGAUGAGAGCUCGGAGCAAGAAAAUGUACCUGAGGAGCAGAACAGUGCUACCCUGCAGAGCAAACGGGGGCUGGGCCACAGCCAAGAUACUUUAGGAAGCGUUGACCUCCAGUGCAACGAAAGCUUUGUGUCUGGGGAAUACAUUGAAUCUGAUUUCAUAGGAAACCCAGAGGAGGAAUGUGAAAGGUUUCGACAGCUGUUGGAACUGAAGUGCAAGAUUCGAAACCAUGGGGAGUAUGACUUGUAUUACUCAAGCAGCAUGAUCGAGUGCAACAGAAGAGAGCAAGAUGGAGUGGAGCAUGAGCUACAGCUACUCAAUGAGGAGCUGAGGAACAUUGAACUUGAAUGUCAGAAUAUUAUGCAAGCUCACCGGCUCCAAAAGGUGAGGGAUCAGUACGAAGACAUUUGGGCUUUACAUGAUGAAGGGUUCAGGAAUUAUAACACCAGCAUAGAUGUACAAAGAGGCAAACUGGAUGACAUCAUGGAGCACCCUGAGAAGUCUGACAAGGACAGCUCCAGCGCCUACAACACAGCUGAAAGUUGCAGGAGCACUCCACUGACAGUGGAGCGAUCCCCUGAUAAUUCUCUCCAGAGAAUGAUCAGUAUAACCAAUAGGAAAAACUUGAGGAGCACAGUCGUGGCUAAUCAGUCAUCCUCAGGACACAGCAACAAGGAAACAACCUCAGCCAAAACCAAACCCAUUGAGCAAAACAGUGCUGCUGAGAAUGCAGUAGUGGCAUCAGAAAGCGGGAAAUUCACAGACCAGGAAAAGCAGAGUGGUGAGCACAUUCCCUACCUGUCUCCAUAUCACAGCUCUUCUUACAGGUAUGGGAAUAUACCUGCUCAUGCAAAGCACUAUCAGAGCUAUAUGCAGCUGAUCCAGCAGAAGUCUGCUGUGGAGUACGCCCAAAGCCAGCUCAGCCUGGUGAGCAUGUGCAAGGACUCCCAGAAGUGUGCAGAGCCCAAGAUGGAAUGGAAAGUGAAAAUAAGGAGUGAUGGGACGAGGUACAUUACAAAGAGACCAGUUCGAGACAGAAUCCUGAAGGAACGUGCCUUAAAAAUUAAAGAGGAGCGCAGCGGGAUGACGACGGAUGAUGAUACAAUGAGUGAGAUGAAGAUGGGUCGCUACUGGAGCAAAGAAGAGCGGAAGCAGCAUUUGGUGCGAGCUAAGGAGCAGAGGCGGCGGCGGGAGUUCAUGAUGAGGAGCAGGCUGGAGUGUCUUAAGGAAAGCCCACAGAGUGGCAGUGAGGGCAAAAAGGAAAUAAACAUCAUUGAACUGAGUCACAAAAAGAUGAUGAAAAAGAGAAACAAGAAAAUCUUGGACAACUGGAUGACAAUCCAAGAACUGAUGACACAUGGUGCUAAAUCUCCAGAUGGCACAAGAGUGCACAAUGCCUUUUUAUCAGUUACUACUGUAUGA
Colius striatus (speckled mousebird) is the source of this 3078-nucleotide messenger RNA. RefSeq names its product PDZ domain containing ring finger 4 (gene PDZRN4). The transcript is spliced from 11 exons. The record is from RefSeq and is a predicted model, not a curated record. NCBI's taxonomy places the organism in Eukaryota, Metazoa, Chordata, Aves, Coliiformes, Coliidae. The coding region runs from base 1 to 3078 and encodes 1025 amino acids. Gene Ontology annotation, molecular function: protein binding.